GCAAAACCGCUUUCUUUGAGUCAUGUUACGAAGGACGGAGUCGCCUUGUAGAAACAGAGAUACGGCAGAUCUGCUAGGAAGUGAAGUUGAGGUCAGUUUGUCACGCAUAUGCGCACUUUACGGUGUCCAGGCCAGUGUCCCAACUCUACUUAUUUAAAAAAGGGGGAUAAGAAAAUCACCGUGAGUAACUGAUAUGAUGGAAAAGGAGCCGCUACUUACCGAGAGCAUCAACCAGAGAGCCGCUAGUUACGGCUCUGCCCCGGGAGCCGUUACACUCAGCGGGUCAUCUAAGCCAGGCGAGGACUCCUACCAAGUGGAGGGGGAUGAAGACGACAUCUAUAUCCGGCGCGCUGUUGUCUUUAUCGAAGAUGCAAUACAUUAUCGUUCAAUCAAUCAUCGCGUGGACUCGAAAUCACUACGUGUUUACAGAUGGUAUUAUUCCUGGAUCUGGCAAUGGGGAAUGAUUUUGGCCAUCGCCGUCAUCCUCGGCUUGGCGUUUGUAGAGAGGCCCUCGUCCCUGUCCCUUUCUUCUGAUCCACGCUACAGACAGGCUGCAUGGGAACCCCCCUGUGGCCUGACUGAGGGCAUCGAGACGGCCUUCCUCAUCAUCUUUGCCUUUGAUGUAACAGUGAAGAGUUAUCUGAUUGGCUGGACGGAGUUCAAGAAGAAUAAGUGGCUCAUUAGUUAUACGGUGGUUAUCGCGGGGUCCUUAAUGGACUUGAUCGUAUCACUCAGUAUGGUUUGUGGUGAGAACAUAAGAGUCAGACGAUUAUUUCGUCCAUUCUUUCUCCUUCAAAAUUCAUCACUAAUGAAGAAGACAUUAAAAAGCCUCAAGAAAACUCUGCCAGAAAUUGCAAGUGUGGUCCUACUUCUGGCUCUCCACUUGUGUCUCUUCACCAUGUUUGGCAUGCUGCUGUUUGCCAAGAGAGAGAAAUCAGAGGAGAACGCAGAAUGGGAAACUUACUUCAGAAAUUUACCUCUGUCCCUGUCGUCCUUGCUUGUGCUCCUCACCACCGCGAAUAACCCAGAUGUGAUGACCCCGGCAUACUCUUUAAACCGACUGUAUGCCAUCUUCUUCAUCGCCUUUAGUGUGAUUGGAACCUACUUGAUAAUGAACCUCUUAACAGCCAUUAUCUACAACCAGUUCAGGGGAUAUCUACUUGUGUCCAUGCAAGAGUCAGUGCUGAGGAGGCGCCUUGGCAUCCGGGCGGCCUUCGAGGUCCUGUGCUGCAGGGGCCAGGCUGAGGACCAGGGCCUGGAAAAGGCGUGUGAAAAUGAGCAAGCCGGAGGUGUACAGGUAAAGACCAUAGAGCAGGUGCUGCAGCAGGUGCAGGCAGAGUCUUACUACAAGCACGCCAUCAUGACGGAGGUUCAGCAGCUGACAGAGCGCCGCAUCCAGAGCCAGACCUUUCAGAACCUCUUUGAUGUUUUGGAGAGGGACAGGAUAAAAGAGCCGCCCCCGAUGCCAGAGUACAGACUCCGCUGCAUGCAGACGCUGCAGUUUUUGUUUAGUCACUAUUACAUGACCUUGCUUGGCAACAUUAUGGCUCUGGCCAACGUCGUCUGCAUCUUUACUGUUCUGGUGGUUGACUCAGAAAAGUCCAUCUCAGACUGGAGUGAAUACUAUCUGGAGGUCAUCAAUUUGUCCUUUGUGAUAUUCUACCUGUUGGAGAUGGUCCUGAAGAUAGUUGCCUUUGGAUUGAGGGGCUAUUUGUUUUACAGAAGUAACAUAUUGGAUGGGUUGCUGACACUUUCACUCGUGGCUCUCCAGAUGUUCAUAUUAGUUAAGUAUGGAUUUUCAUGCCCGAAGUGGGACCUGCCUCAACCAGGUUUGGCGUCCCUGUGGGAGAUCGUGCGUAUGGUGAACAUGCUCAUCGUCUUCCGCUGCCUCCGGAUCAUUCCCAAAAUCAAGGUAAUGGCUGUUGUGGCCAGUACCUUGGUGGAUCUGGUGAGAAACCUUAGGGCCUUUGCUGGAAUCUUACUGGCCGUGUAUUAUGUGUAUGCUGUUCUUGGUAUUUGGCUGUUCCAUGAGGCAAUAACAGCACCAGCAAAUGUGAGCUCGUCAUCUAACUCCAGCGCGGAAUGCGGGUCAUACGAGCAGCUGGGCUACUGGCCGAACAACUUUGACGACUUUGCGUCUGCCCUUGUCCUUCUCUACAACGUCAUGGUGGUGAACAACUGGCACGUCUUCUUGGAAGCCUACACCAAACACACCACAGAAUGGUCAAAGGUCUACUUCAUUGCUUGGUGGCUGACUUCCUCUGUCAUGUGGGUGAAUCUGUUUGUAGCCCUGAUUCUGGAGAACUUUACUUACAAGUGGGAUCGGAGUCAAGACUGUUUGGACGUGGAGAGGAUCAAGUACGAGAGCUCGGUUCAGCUCAUGUUCCGAGACUUACAAGAACCUACAGAGGAGGAACUUGCGGCCAGGCUGCUCCAGCACCCACACCUACAUCUCAUCCAGUGACAGCAGUUGGCCGCGAUCUCACAAGCUUGCUUCCUUCGCUUCCACUGGGCGUUCCUCUUGGCCUGUCACUUUCUCAGACGGGUCGGACUUGUUCCAUGGAACACAGGCGUCGUGCUGAUCCAUAGAAUAACGGUUGCCUCCCUCCCUAUUAGCAGAAGCUUGUGUCAGCACUAUGGCAGCCAAGACAGUUGAUGUUUAAGGACUCAUGUCUUCACAUAUGUAACCUUCCUCUUAGUAGUAUCUGUUCUGGCCUCAAAAAACCUCCUGAGCUGUUCAGAUUAUUUUACGCUUUCACUGUUUCCAAACAAACAUUGCAAACCAAAACACAUAACAGUCAGUCUGUGGUCCUCCAAAACAUUUGUUGGCUGAGCUUUAAACAAGUUAAGAUCUGUUAUUUUAUUUUUUUAUUAUUAUUAUUUUAUCGUUGUGCACGAACAAUUGUUUUUGUGCAGUGUGUUUAAACUUCAUUACAUAUUCUGAUAAAACAGGCAAAGUUGUUCAUAUCAUGUGUGCCUCUUAAUGUUUAUACAACAAGCAAGUGAUUAAGUUCGAGGUUGUGUGACAGGUUAUUUGGUUUACAUUGUUGUUCAUUGCGUUUUAGUUUAUUGCUACUAUUGUUUGUUCUCAUAUUAAAGAGUGGAAGUGAAUGA
Molecule: messenger RNA, 3114 nt
Organism: Paramormyrops kingsleyae
Lineage: Eukaryota; Metazoa; Chordata; Actinopteri; Osteoglossiformes; Mormyridae
Product: two pore channel protein 2-like
Biological process (GO): calcium-mediated signaling; transmembrane transport; monoatomic ion transport
Cellular component (GO): lysosomal membrane
Molecular function (GO): intracellularly phosphatidylinositol-3,5-bisphosphate-gated monatomic cation channel activity; ligand-gated sodium channel activity; voltage-gated channel activity
Source: RefSeq, a predicted model, not a curated record